Molecule: messenger RNA, 1705 nt
Organism: Plectropomus leopardus (leopard coralgrouper)
Lineage: Eukaryota; Metazoa; Chordata; Actinopteri; Perciformes; Serranidae
Gene: snip1
Product: Smad nuclear interacting protein
Molecular function (GO): protein binding
Source: RefSeq, a predicted model, not a curated record
GGAAGUGAGUAAUUUGAGCAUAACAAUCGAAGUUUGUAAGCGCAACGAUUUUGAGUUUGUUUUUGUUUUUUUAUACGUUUAGGGUGGACAGCGAUGUAUAUUUAGUAACAUAAGGGUUUGAUUAGAAUAUAUAUAUCAGAAUGACCAAAGAAAAGCGUCACAGGAGACGGGAAUCACCGGAGCGGGAGCCCAAAGUUAAGAUAAAGCAGGAGCAAGUGAGCCCUGUUAGGCCACAGAGAUCACGCCGCUCCAGGUCCAGAUCCAGCGGCAACUCAAGUCCACAGAGGAGACGAACGAGCAGGUCACCCGUGAGGCCGAGGGACCGCUCCUCACCUGGUAGAAGAGAGACAUCUCCUGCCAGACGAGGCAGCAGAUCACCCAGAAACAGACGAAGUCGCACUCCUCCCCAUCGUGGUGCUGAUGUCAAAAUAAAACGGGAGCGGGAGGAGCAUCGGGCUAGUGGUGAUGACCGGAGAAGAAGAAACGACCAGCCAGAGGAGAGGCGUAGCAGGUGGGAAUCGGACAGACCGCGGGAAAGAGAUCGCGACAGACACAGAGAGCGAAGUGCACUUGCCUCUCAACAAGCUGAGAGGCAGCAGCACGAUGAGAGGCGCAGAGAAAACCGUCAGCGGCGUGAAGAAAACCAAGAACAAGAUUUUGGACAGUCUGGAGGAGGGAGUGACGACAAUAAUGACCCACCUGUUGAGAAGGAGAAGCCCAACUUUGAACUGUCGGGGGCUCUGACGGAAGAUACAAACACAUUCCGGGGGGUGGUGAUUAAGUACAACGAACCACCUGAGGCUCGCAUUCCCAAGCGCAGAUGGCGGCUGUACCCCUUCAAGAAUGACGAACCCCUUCCAGUCAUGUACAUUCACAGACAGAGUGCCUAUUUGUUGGGGCGACAGAGAAAAAUUGCCGACAUCCCCAUCGACCACCCAUCCUGCUCCAAACAACAUGCGGUAUUCCAGUAUAGACUGAUGGAGUUCACACGUGCAGACGGCACAACUGGUCGCAGGGUGAGGCCUUACAUCAUCGACCUGGGUUCUGGCAAUGGCACCUACCUGAACAACCAGCGCAUUGAAGCCCAGCGCUAUUACGAGCUCAAAGAAAAAGACGUUAUCAAGUUUGGCUUCAGCAGUCGCGAGUACGUCCUGCUGCACGAGUUUUCAGAUACAAGCGAGGUGGACGCCAAGGUGGAAGAGGAAGACGACGAGGGCCUCGAUGAAUAAAUUGUUCCCAUAAAAUGUAUUGCCCAAUUCAGGUUAGGUAACAUCAUCAUCAACUAAUAGUUGUUUCUGCAGGGAUUGGAACAAUUUAAUGACCUGUUAAAUGUAGGACUUGAUUAAAAUAAAGGAACAAGGCUGGUUUGUAUAUUCUGUAACUAUUGCUUAAACCUGCCACAACUGUCUCAAGAAGACUUCCUAUUCUCAGGUUGUUUGUGUAAUGUCUGUUUGAUGCAUGAUUGAUCUCUCAUUUGACGGCGCUCCCGAUACAAAGUGCUCAGUGCCAGAUAAAGAAAUCUUGCUAAACACAAUAGUUUAUUUUAUAUUUUUGGAUCACAGUGCUGAGCACAAAGUAUAGCAGAAGACUAAUUUCUUGUCAGUGUCCAGGCUGUAUAUGUCAUUGUACAAUACGUGGAAUGUGAACUCUCCAUACAACUUUUAAAUACAUUGCCUUUUUGCUUUGUAGUGCAAGAGGAAAAAUA